Molecule: messenger RNA, 1315 nt
Organism: Daldinia loculata
Lineage: Eukaryota; Fungi; Ascomycota; Sordariomycetes; Xylariales; Hypoxylaceae
Product: Glyoxalase/Bleomycin resistance protein/Dihydroxybiphenyl dioxygenase
Exons: 1
Coding region: 365-1000 (211 amino acids)
Source: RefSeq, a predicted model, not a curated record
AUUUACAUCCCUCCCUCGCGGCUCGGAGAUUACCUUUUUCGGACACCCACAGCGCCGACGGCGCAAAGUUGUAUUACCUUUCUAUAUCGUUGGCGUACUCCUUGCAUCCCGUUUGAAGACGCGUGCAGCUGUCGUAUUUGUAACAGCAUUAGUCAGUGAUAAAGAUGUAUUAAUAAGUGCUCUGUAGAUAUUAUAUUCAAUGUGCAAUAUGUGUAAUGGUAUAAGAGGUCGAAGUCUUCCCGUGUAGAUGGACUGCUCAAUAUCGUCUACAACAAUCAACGUUAGCUCAAACUCGAUAUAGCUGUUUUUAAUUAGAAUCCAACGUUUGAAUAAGUCCUCUUUGACUUCCGCAACUUCUUACAUCAUGGCUGAAGCGAAUCUGUCUGGCAAAGUCCUUUCGCCUGAUCAUCUAGCACAUGUUGUGCUUAGGACGGGGCGGUUCAAGCCCGUGGUUGAGUUUUAUAAGGUCUUUCUAGGUGCGCAUGUCGUAUCAGAGAGUGAAUCACUAGCAUUCUUGACCUAUGACGGCGAGCAUCAUCGUGUCGCUAUUGUAUCGAUCCCUGGCUUGGACGAUAAGGUUCGGCUGAGCGCUGGCCUGGACCAUAUAGCAUUCACCUUCAAAACGUUAGAUGACCUCGCAACGGCCUAUCUGCAGCGCAAAGCCCACGGUAUACUACCCGUCUGGUGUGUCAAUCACGGACCAACCACGAGUAUGUACUACCAGGACCCUGACGGCAAUGUACUCGAGACGCAAGUAGAUAAUUUCGACACGGUCGAGGAGUCCACCAAAUCCAUGAUGGGUCCCGAGUUCGUCGAGAACCCCAUCGGCGUUGAUUUCGAUCCAGAGGACCUAAUUAGACGGUUAAAGAGUGGCGAACCAGAAUCGGAGAUCAAAAAACGUCCCAAUAUCGGUCCUCGUGGGGUUGAGGAAAUUCCGAUUAUACAUCUGCCACUACCCGUCGUUAAGGAGAGUUACGGGCUUGUCGAAAGUACUGCUUGAUGCCACGAAUGCAUCUGAAUAGUGUCUAACCGCUCCAUCCGCUACCAUGAGAAGAGGGAAAGUAACCAUAUAAUAGCAACAAGAAAGAAGCGCAAAGCAGUUCGGGUGAUCGGGGCCGUGUACUCGGUCUCAUUUCAGACCAGUCAAUAAACUGCUUAAGAAAAGCAAUCAUCUAUCUACACCUUGUUAGCGUGAUUCUAAUUAAUUUGGAAUGUAGAGUUCACCUUUAGGCAUUUGACCUCUCCAUUGUAGCUCAUAGGUACUAGUUAAAACCUAGUAACAUAGCAUCAAUAAGUCAGUCGCUCUAGUGUUACA